AUGGAGACCUGGUUUUGGAUUCUUGGCUGGUUCCUUUCAUUUCUGACCAUCAUUGGAAAUGGAUUUACAAUCUUCCUCGUCUGUAACAGACGAAAUCUCCGCACCAAAACCAACGCAUUUAUUGUUUCACUUGCAGUAGCGGAUUUCUGUGUUGGUUUGAGCGUUAUUCCUUCACUGUUCUUUUGCGACAUUACAAACACCUGCCACUGGCCUGAUUAUUGGUUUUCGUGGGUGAAUAUUAUAAGGUUGUUGCUUAGUUACACGUCUGCUUUGAACUUAUGCGGCUUAGUACUGGAUCGUUUUAUUGCCAUCGUCUAUCUUCUAAAAUACAUUACUUUGAUGACUCGAGUCGCCGUCGAAUUACUCAAGCUAUUUUCUUCUCUUGGGUUCUAACAGCUAGUUAUAAUGCGCUACAAGAUACCCUUUGUAUUGUCUUAUUUCAAAACAAUCCCUAUCUUUUUGUUUGGCUGAACAUAACUUCCACUUUUCUUCUAUGUAUUCUGUUAAUACUCUGCUUUGUAUCAAUGAUAUUUCAUGUAUGUAGGCAUGAUCAGUCAGCACGCACCUUAGCAAAACAGUUACGAUUUAACCAUCAGAUGUUGUUGAAAACCCAUCACGAGAAGUCUGCAUUAAUUAUGAUGGGUAUUGUAAUACGAGUUUUUCUUGUUUGCUAUGGUAUGUAUCUACGUUGUGGUUUUCAAAUACUAUCCUCAUCACGAUGUAAUGAUGAAAACUACAAAAUUCCUUUCUUGGUUUUAAACUCAGCAAUUAACCCGCUGGCUUAUGCCUUUUUCAAAAGAGACAUAAAGAAAGAGUUUAAAAGACUCGUCGGCUCUGUGUUUUAA
Porites lobata is the source of this 845-nucleotide messenger RNA. The record is from the annotation of a GenBank genome assembly. NCBI's taxonomy places the organism in Eukaryota, Metazoa, Cnidaria, Anthozoa, Scleractinia, Poritidae.